Molecule: messenger RNA, 1539 nt
Organism: Ipomoea nil (Japanese morning glory)
Lineage: Eukaryota; Viridiplantae; Streptophyta; Magnoliopsida; Solanales; Convolvulaceae
Product: F-box/FBD/LRR-repeat protein At1g13570-like
Exons: 3
Coding region: 90-1319 (409 amino acids)
Molecular function (GO): protein binding
Source: RefSeq, a predicted model, not a curated record
UCUUUACGAAAUCGAUUUCAGGUUUUUAUUUCGAAUGACUGACCCCAACAAAAGUAGCGAAGAAUCGCCUCUCUGUCGUCUCCAAUUUAAUGGCUCAGCGAAAGCCUAUAAGCCAUUUAACAAGUGAGCUGCCGGUAGAGAUAAAGGAUAGAAUUUUGGAGUGUUUGCCCACCCGAGAUGCCGCCAGAACUGCCCUGCUCUCAAGGCACUGGAAUAACGUUUGGUUGCAGCAUGGGCGGCUUGCUUUCGAUCGGGAAUUCUUGGGAAGUGUCCAACAGCGCCAAGAUGAUGACCGUAGAACCCUCGUGAACAUAAUCAAUAAUAUCCUCUUUCUUCGUGCUGGGCUGGUUAAGAAAUUUACUCUACACAUUUCAUUGGGAGAUCCUCAGCCGCAGCAGACUAAUUUUGAUAGUUGGUGUCUUUUUCUGUCAAGAAAUGGUGUAGAGGAACUUAACAUAUCUUUACACAGUAUUGUGAAGGAAUAUAAGCUGCCAUUUUGUUUACUCUCUUGCAUGACAAUUAAGAAACUGAUAGUCGAAGGUCCCUUUAUUGAUUUGCCUGUAAAUGCUUGUGGUAUAUUUUCCAAUGUCACGUCAUUAGCUUUCUUGAAUGUUGUAUUUAAGCGCAAUGUUAAUGGAAUUGCCUCUAGUAUUAGUAUUCCUAAACUUGAGAAGCUGGCUUUGGAACUUUGUAUUGGGAUCAAUAAAUUUGAGAUCAGCCCUCCAAAGCAGCUUGAAAUCUUGUCUGUUAUUCAUUGUAUUGGAGAUGUGGUUGAGUCCAGAUGGCUGGCACCACAUUUGAAAGCCAUUAAAACUCUUUGGUUGUGUGGCUCUUCGUUGCGGUAUAUGGAUGUAUCUAUGUUUCCAACUGCAACAAAUCUGCAAGUGAUAAAGCUGUAUGGCUUAAGGUUUGGUUGUGGGAAGCAGCUCACCGUUGCUAUGCAAUUGCUUCAAAAAUGCCCCAACCUAUGUGAACUAGGAAUUAUGGUGAUGGAUGAGCAGAGAACUUGGGGGAGUUGGGGGGAUGACAAAGAAGUUGCCUCAAGGCUUUUGGAGGAUCCAGAUGGUUGCUUUGUUAUUCAGGAGUUGAAGAUGCUUAACACAAUCAAGAUUGAAUCAUUCCAUGAAUCCGCACUCAUAAUGCUUUUUAUGAAAAUGCUGCUCUCAAAAUCCCCUGCACUAGAGAGAGUUGUUAUUUUGAAGCCUUGGGAUAUGAAUGACUCUGAGGUGAGCGAAAUCCUAAGGAAGUUGGAAUGCUUCCCUCGUGCAUCUCCAAAAGCACAAAUUGUUUGCUUUAUACCCAUGGUUUUAGCCUUUUAGAAACCUAGUAUGGUGUGGUGAAUCUCCAUGUGGGUUCAAUUUGGGUGCAACUUAGAAAUGUAAGCAAUGGUUUUGUUGUAAGUUGAAAUGUUUCCUAAGUUGUUCAGCAUAGGUAUUUGUAACAGCAAGCAUAGACUCCAAGAAUGCUCCUCUAUUUGCUUUUGUUAAUUGUACUUGUUCUUACUACUUUAGAUGAUGUGGGUCCUCACUGCCCAAUCAA